AUGCCGUACACCAAUGCAAGUACCAUAACCGAGUUUUUGUUGAUGGGGUUCCCUGGACUCCAAUCCUGGUACUAUGGGCCAGUGGCAGGACUUUUCCUUGUUGUCUAUCUGGCCAUUUUAUCAGGGAAUGGGCUCCUUUUAGUUUUUGUGGGCACUGAGAGAAGUCUUCAAAAACCUACAUACCUCAUAUUUUGUAAUCUGGCCAUUUCAGACAUUGCCUUUGCUACCACUACUUUGCCCAAAGCCAUUGCCCGAUAUUGGGUAGAAGACCAAAUCAUCUCUUUUAAUGGCUGUUUCCUUCAGAUGUUUAUGGUCCAUUUGUUGGGAUCAAUCAAUUCUUUUCUUCUCAUGAUAAUGGCUCUUGAUCGUUACAUAGCCAUAUGCAGUCCCCUUAGAUACCAGACACUGAUUAAAAACUCUUCAGUACUGAUCUUGUGUGGCCUCUCCUGGCUUAUACCAUCAAUCUGGAUGAUUAUUAUUGUUGUACAGGCCUACUUUCUUUCAUACUGCAACUCUAACAAAAUUUUCCAGUGUUACUGUGAUCAUAUUGGAAUAGUGGGACUAGCAUGUGAAAAUACUUGGAAGGUCCAAACUGUAGCAUAUGUUGCAGCCAUGACUCUAUUGUUAGGUCCACUCACAUUUAUAUUAUUUUCUUACAUUUCCAUUAUUAUCACUGUAAUGAAAAUAGCACAUUUGGAGGGUAGAUACAAAACCUUCUCUACUUGUAGUCCUCAGCUUUUUGUCAUAUGCCUCUAUUAUGUCCCCCGUUGUUUUAAUUAUCUGGCCAACCGCGUUGGCUUCAACUUCAGUGCAGAAGUACGGAUUGUUAUGAUCCUGCUUUACAGCCUCUUUCCCCCAGUGGUCAACCUUUUGAUAUAUUGCUUCAGAACUAAAGAAAUUAAGGAGUUAUUGAGCAAAAAGUUUAAAGCAAGAAGGAUAGGGUUUUGA
Scleropages formosus (Asian bonytongue) is the source of this 948-nucleotide messenger RNA. RefSeq names its product olfactory receptor 2AT4-like. Gene Ontology annotation, biological process: G protein-coupled receptor signaling pathway. The coding region runs from base 1 to 948 and encodes 315 amino acids. The transcript has a single exon. The record is from RefSeq and is a predicted model, not a curated record. Gene Ontology annotation, molecular function: G protein-coupled receptor activity; olfactory receptor activity. Gene Ontology annotation, cellular component: membrane. NCBI's taxonomy places the organism in Eukaryota, Metazoa, Chordata, Actinopteri, Osteoglossiformes, Osteoglossidae.